Cuscuta epithymum is the source of this 2027-nucleotide messenger RNA. Lineage: Eukaryota; Viridiplantae; Streptophyta; Magnoliopsida; Solanales; Convolvulaceae. The record is from the annotation of a GenBank genome assembly.
CGCACCCCAACCGUUGUUGCAAGGGAUCAGUUGUUAUGUCAUUUAUCAGAAGAAAGAGCGUCUAAAAUGAAGAUUAGAGAUGUGAAACCGAGCACCAAAAUAUACUCAGUUUUGGUUAAUUUCGAUUGAUUUGUUUCAGUUUUGAUCAUUUUUUGCACGUUUUGGUCUGCUAUUUUCAAUUCAGUCAUUUUCGAAUCCAAAGACAUAAUUCCAACCAUCUACCGUGAUGAGUUUUAUAAACAAUCUUUCUUUUAUUCAUAAAUAAAUGUAGUAUAAUUUUUUAUUAUUAUAAAUAAAUAAUGAAAAAUUUGUUUGAAAAAUGUUAAAAUAAUCGGAGUUCCCUUAGAAGGAAACUUGGCCCUGCUUAUUUGGAUCGGCGACGGGGAUUCGAAAAUCGAACUGCCCAUUAUAUGUACCGUACUCCAUAUUAACUGAUAGUCUUGUGCUCCAAGUAAUACCCACUCUCAAGUCAUUCUGAUUUUGCCUCACAAUUCUAUCUAAGAAAAGCGCGGAGCUAAGGCGUUCCUCAGUUCUCCGCUUUCAGGCAUGUUCAUCCAUUCACCCCUUGUUUCUCCAAAUCUCUGAUCCAUUGGUCUAUCUGUUCACGUGCGUGAGCAUUUCGUGCAGGAAAGAAGCUACGAGUUCUUAUUGCUCCGCCUCUCACAGUCUCAGGAUCUCAUUCGAAGUGCAUUAACUUUGUGAAAGUGCAUAUACAGUGAAACACCGAACACAUACAUAUAUGGAGUCUCUCAUAUUCAGUUUCAUGUUAAAUCAGACUAAUGAUAUGGAAGAAAAAAUAGACAAAUUGAUUGAUGAUGUCGCUGCACUCCACGAUGCACAAAAGGAGACACAAUUGAUGAUCAUUGAUAAUUUUUCUUCUGUAAAGGAAACAUUAGGAAGACGUGCUAGUCUUCAAAAUCACCCAAGUGCUAAUGAGGACGAUCUAGAUUUCUCUGUAUAUGGGUACAAGUUCGUGGAUGUUUCUGGGAGUGGAAUUAGUCCCGUUUAUAAGGUCACAGAUUCAGUCACCGGAACGGAGUUUGCUAUCAAAGCAAUAAGCUUGGAAGAUGAAGAAAUACCCUCCACAUUGGCUAGAGAGAUUUCGUUUAUGUUUGAUCUGCAGCAUCCGAAUAUUGUGAGGUUGCAUCGUACUUUUAUGCACGGACGGAUUUUCUGUUUGGUCAUGGAGUUCAUGGAGCAUACUCUGCAGGAGUGGAUUUUGUAUGGAAAGUGUCAUGAUGUGGAUGCGUUAAAAGGAUUGUUGAGGCAGAUUAUUUCUGCCCUGGCUUAUCUACACAGACAUUCUAUCAUCCAUCGUGAUAUAAAGCCAGAGAACAUCCUCAUAGAUGGUCAGACCCUUAAGUUAGCUGAUUUUGGCUCCGCACGAGGUUGGUACGAUGGUGUACGACUUACCCCUCAGGUGACGACGCUCCAGUUCAGAGCACCUGAGAUGCUUCUGGGUAGCACCACAUACACGUCGGCAGUUGAUAUGUGGUCUGUCGGCUGUGUAUUUGUGGAGAUGCUAACCACAAAAUCUGCAUUUGAUGAAGGAACGGAAGAAGAAGUAGUAUGCCAAAUAUUCAAAAAACUAGGUGUGCCGGAUGAAGCUACAUGGCCGGGGGUGUCCUCAUUUCCGAAGUUUCCUCGGGGAUUGCCAUUAUUUGAUAGAGAGGGACUCGAAGCUGAAGAGAUGCUAUCCCCGGAUGGAAUAGAUUUUUUAAAGAGGCUGUUAUGUUUGAAUCCAAAUGAGAGGAUUACUGCCGAGGAUGCCCUUAAACAUCCUUAUCUCAUUGAUAGGUCACCUGAUCCGGAGAACAAUUAGUUCUUAUUAGUGCGCUUCAAACUUCAGUGGUGUUUUUCUGUUGAACAUAUACUAACGUGUGUGGUCAAGACAAGUCCUUUUUGUCUUAGCUUUUGUUUCCAACACUGGACUCUUUCUAGUCUCAGACUUGAUCAGACUUUCAUAGUUAUAAAAUACCCAUAAAUCAUACAUUAUCAAAUCAAAUCAGACCAGACCAACAAUUUAA